AUGUUGUCCGCACGGGCUGCGGCGCGGCAAUUGCCGCGCGCGCUCGGCCGCCGCACCUUCGCCACCCCAGCCGACACGCCCUUGAGCAAGAAGGUCGAGAUGACGAACUGGGAAAAAGGCCACUACAUCAACUACGCCAAGAUGAAUGAGAACCUGAACAUUGUCCGACAAAGGCUCAACAGGCCCCUCACAUACGCCGAGAAGAUCCUCUACUCACACCUGGACGAUCCUCAUGGCCAGGAAAUCGAGCGUGGGAAGAGCUACCUCAAGCUCCGACCCGACCGAGUGGCUUGCCAGGACGCCACGGCACAGAUGGCUAUCUUGCAGUUCAUGAGUGCGGGUAUGCCCAGCGUGGCCACACCUACGACCGUGCACUGUGAUCAUUUGAUCGAGGCACAGAUUGGUGGGGAGAAGGAUCUGCAGCGCGCGAAGGACAUCAACAAGGAGGUUUACGACUUUUUGAGCUCGUCUUGCGCCAAAUACAACAUUGGUUUCUGGAGGCCUGGGUCUGGUAUCAUUCAUCAGAUCGUGCUUGAGAACUACGCUUUCCCUGGUGGUCUUAUGAUCGGUACUGACUCACAUACUCCUAACGCUGGUGGGCUUGGUAUGGCUGCUAUCGGUGUGGGUGGCGCUGAUGCUGUCGACGUCAUGGCCAAUUUGCCGUGGGAGUUGAAGGCACCGAAGGUUAUUGGUAUCAAGCUUACUGGCAAGAUGAGCGGCUGGACUUCACCUAAGGACAUCAUCCUGAAGGUCGCUGGUAUCCUUACCGUCAAGGGUGGCACUGGCGCUAUUGUCGAAUACCAUGGUCCUGGUGUCGACAGCCUGAGCUGCACCGGCAUGGGUACCAUCUGCAACAUGGGCGCUGAAAUUGGUGCCACUACGUCCCUCUUUCCCUUCGGUGAUCGCAUGUACGAUUAUCUAGCUGCAACCAAACGCAAGGACAUCGGCGACUUCGCCCGCUCCUACGCCGCCGACCUCCGCGAGGACGAGGGCGCCGAGUACGACGAGUUGGUUGAGAUCAACCUCGAUGAGCUCGAACCCCACAUCAACGGUCCCUUCACCCCCGAUCUCGCCACACCCAUUAGCAAGUUCAAGGAGGCGGUCAAGGCCAACAAGUGGCCGGAAGAGGUGAAGGUCGGCCUGAUCGGUUCAUGCACAAACUCCUCGUACGAGGAUAUGAGCCGUGCGGCUUCGAUUGCUCAAGAUGCUUUGGACCAUGGUAUCAAGGCCAAGGCGCAGUUUGUUGUUACGCCUGGUUCGGAGCAGAUCCGUGCUACCAUUGAGCGAGAUGGCCAAAUGAAGACCCUUGAGGACUUCGGUGGUGUCGUCUUGGCCAACGCUUGUGGACCUUGCAUUGGACAAUGGGAUCGUCGCGACGUCAAGAAGGGAGAGGCCAACACCAUCAUAAGCUCUUACAACCGUAACUUCACCGGCCGCAACGACGCCAACCCAGCCACCCACUCUUUCGUCACCUCUCCUGAUAUGGUCUUGGCCAUGACUAUUGCCGGUACCUUGGACUUCAACCCUCUUACCGACAAGGUGAAGGAUAGCCAAGGCAACGAAUUCAUGCUGUCUGAGCCAAGUGGUGAGGCGCUACCUCCUCGUGGCUACGACCCAGGUCAAGAUACUUUCCAGGCACCCCCAGAAGAUCGCUCUUCCAUCCAAGUCGCCGUGUCCCCCGACUCGGACCGUCUUCAAAUCCUCCAGCCAUUCGACGCGUGGAAUGGCAAGGAUGCUACUGAUUUGCCAAUUCUCAUCAAGGCUCAGGGCAAGACUACAACCGAUCACAUCUCCAUGGCCGGUCCUUGGUUGAAGUACCGCGGACAUCUCGACAACAUCUCGAACAACAUGCUUAUCGGUGCUAUCAACUCCGCCAAUGGCGAAGCCAACAAAGUCAAAAACUCCACAACCAACGAAUGGGAUGCUGUCCCAGCCACUGCCCGUGACUACAAGAGCAAAGGCAUUAAAUGGGUCGUUAUCGGUGACUGGAACUACGGCGAGGGCUCAUCCCGUGAGCACGCCGCUCUCGAGCCUCGCCACCUAGGCGGUCUGGCCAUCAUCACCCGCUCCUUCGCCCGUAUCCACGAGACCAACUUGAAGAAGCAGGGUAUGCUUCCCCUAACUUUCACUAACCCAGAGGACUACGACAAGAUCCAGCCAGAUGAUAAGGUCGAUUUGUUGAUCACAGAGCUGGCUGUUGGUAAGCCAAUGACGUUGAGAGUACACCCUGCGGCUGGUGGUCAGGCGUUCGAUGUCUCGCUCAGCCAGACGUUCAAUGAGGGGCAGAUUGAGUGGUUCAAGAAUGGUAGUGCGCUUAACACCAUGGCUAAGGCUCACGCUAAGUAA
This is a messenger RNA of Recurvomyces mirabilis, 2346 nucleotides long. RefSeq names its product Aconitate hydratase mitochondrial (gene ACO1). The coding region runs from base 1 to 2346 and encodes 781 amino acids. The transcript is spliced from 11 exons. Lineage: Eukaryota; Fungi; Ascomycota; Dothideomycetes; Mycosphaerellales; Teratosphaeriaceae. The record is from RefSeq and is a predicted model, not a curated record. Gene Ontology annotation, molecular function: aconitate hydratase activity; 4 iron, 4 sulfur cluster binding. Gene Ontology annotation, cellular component: cytosol; mitochondrion. Gene Ontology annotation, biological process: tricarboxylic acid cycle.